This is a messenger RNA of Apodemus sylvaticus (European woodmouse), 3589 nucleotides long. RefSeq names its product GTF2H2 family member C (gene Gtf2h2c). The record is from RefSeq and is a predicted model, not a curated record. The transcript is spliced from 17 exons. The coding region runs from base 124 to 1320 and encodes 398 amino acids. NCBI's taxonomy places the organism in Eukaryota, Metazoa, Chordata, Mammalia, Rodentia, Muridae. Gene Ontology annotation, cellular component: transcription factor TFIIH core complex; transcription factor TFIIH holo complex. Gene Ontology annotation, molecular function: zinc ion binding. Gene Ontology annotation, biological process: DNA-templated transcription; nucleotide-excision repair; regulation of transcription by RNA polymerase II.
GUCAAGGCCGUUGGGUCCACGGUUGGAUAUCUGCGGGGUCCCGAGGCUGUGGAGGCCGGAGAGAGGCGGACAGGAGAGGCCCGGAGCUGAGGACCGAGACUUGAAUAAGCAUAUAUAAGAACCAUGGAUGAAGAACCUGAGAGAACUAAGCGGUGGGAAGGAGGCUAUGAGCGAACCUGGGAAAUUCUUAAAGAAGAUGAAACUGGAUCACUUAAAGCUACAAUAGAAGAUAUUCUCUUCAAGGCAAAGAGGAAAAGAGUGUUUGAGCACCAUGGACAAGUUCGACUUGGAAUGAUGCGCCACCUGUAUGUGGUGGUGGAUGGGUCGAGAACAAUGGAAGAUCAGGAUUUAAAGCCCAAUAGACUGACGUGCACUUUAAAGUUGUUGGAAUACUUUGUAGAAGAAUAUUUUGAUCAAAACCCUAUCAGUCAGAUUGGAAUAAUUGUAACUAAGAGUAAAAGAGCUGAAAAACUGACUGAACUUUCAGGAAACCCAAGGAAACAUAUAACAUCUUUGAAGAAAGCUAUAGAUAUGACCUGCCAUGGAGAACCAUCACUCUAUAAUUCCUUAAGCAUGGCUAUGCAAACCCUAAAACACAUGCCUGGACAUACAAGUAGAGAAGUACUAAUCAUCUUCAGCAGCCUUACAACCUGUGAUCCAUCUAAUAUUUAUGAUCUCAUCAAGACCCUGAAGACAGCUAAAAUUAGAGUGUCUGUUAUUGGAUUAUCUGCGGAAGUUCGAGUUUGUACUGUACUUGCUCGUGAAACUGGUGGCACAUACCAUGUUAUCUUGGAUGAAACCCAUUUCAAGGAGUUGUUAGCACAUCAUGUGAGCCCUCCUCCUGCCAGCUCAAGCUCCGAGUGCUCUCUUAUCCGCAUGGGAUUCCCUCAGCAUACCAUUGCUUCAUUGUCUGAUCAGGAUGCAAAACCAUCCUUCAGUAUGGCGCAUUUGGAUAGUAGCAGCAGUGAGCCAGGGCUUACAUUGGGAGGCUACUUCUGUCCACAGUGUCGAGCAAAGUACUGUGAGCUUCCUGUUGAAUGUAAAAUAUGUGGUCUUACUUUGGUGUCUGCACCUCAUUUGGCAAGAUCUUACCAUCACUUAUUUCCUUUGGAUGCUUUUCAAGAAAUUCCCCUAGAAGAAUAUAAAGGAGAAAGAUUUUGUUAUGGAUGCCAGGGGGAAUUGAAAGACCAACAUCUCUAUGUUUGCACAGUGUGCCAAAAUGUUUUCUGUGUGGACUGCGAUGUCUUUGUUCAUGACUCUCUCCACUGUUGUCCUGGCUGUAUUCAUAAGAUCCCAACUCCUUCAGUGCACCAUGAUUGAUCAGCUAGCUGAAAACAAACUGCUGAAUUAAAGAAGUUUUCUUCUUAUUGGAUGAAAAUGGAGAUGACUGUGGGAACAUGACAGCAAAGGAACUUGGCUCUCCCAUAUAGUCACUGACAAAACCCAACAAGCCAAAUUUCAGGAUAUGACCAAUGAGCUAGCACCAUUGACAUCCCAGAAUUUUUUCUCUGAUGGAAAAAAGAAAGAAAAAAGAAGAUUGCGAAUGCUGUACUUCACAUGGUCUCUGCUUCAUUUCUUCUUGCCUCUAGGUACCUGCUUUGAGUUCUUGCCUUGGCGACCCGCAGUGAUGGACCGUUAGCUGUGAGCCAAAAGAGCUUUUCCUUUACUGAGCUGGUUAUGGUUAGGUUUUAUCACAGGAACAGAAAAUAAACUAGGGCAGUGUGCAUUUGAAAAUGUUCUUUUUCAUGUGUACACAUCUUGCUUAAGAAAGUGGUGUCAAAAAACAUUACUUUAAAACUCAAGGUGGGACAGGGUCUCUGCCUAUAGGGAUCAUACAAUUCGGGAUGGAACUAGGGCCUUGGCUCCAUUGAUUUAUUUAAGGACUUAGUUUUUGACUUUAGUGAUCCCAGAGUUUACCUCAGUCCCUGGGCUGUGGCUCCAGUGGUCCCAGAGAUCAUCUUGAGACGUGACCUUUGAUCUGAAUCUGAGUCAUCUGCGGGUUCAUCUUAGGACACUUAGUACAUCUUAGUUGUCUGUAGUAGUCCCAAAGUUUAUCUUGGUAAAGUAUCUUUAGCUCCAGGGGUCCAAGAUGUCUGUACAACAAAGGGUUUUGGUUUUAGCAGUCCCUGAGUUUAUUUAUCUUCAAGUCAGACAUUUGGCUAUAGUAGCUCUAGAGUUCAUCAUAGGAUAGGGCUUUUGGCUCUAGAGGUCUCAGCACUGACUGUUGUGCAAAGGCUUUGGCUCUAACGCUCUUAGAGAUCACUAUAAAACUGAAGUUCUGAUUCUUCUUCUUAGUCAGAAUUCAAGGUGAAACCGGCAUUUGGACUCCAGCCCCAAGCAGAUUCAGAGUUCAGCAUUCCACUGGGGUUUUUACUCCAUGUGGCCACUCUGGUGAUCAGUGUGUGGUGGUCCUGUUAUUACCCUGUCACGUCUAGGUCACCUCAGUAAACCUGCUUUGGAGUCAACAAGCUUCACCAGUCUUGAUAGCUGAGAUUCGUGAAGACUCACAGAAAAAAGACAACUCUAUUCUAACCAGAAAGUUGGAAGAGACCUGAAAACUGUAAGAUAAAUCCAAUCAACUAAUACAACACCAAAAGAAAAUUAAAUGACAAAACAACCCAUCACAACAUUCAUUCCAAGCCUCCCAACUACCUUAUAAUGGAAGCCAAAAUCAAUGAGAUAGAUGACAUGUCUGAGAAAGAAUCCAGUCUUAACUUUUUAUAAGAAUGCCUCAAGGAGAAGGAUGAGUACAUCUAUCCAAAACUUACACAAGAGAGUCUACAGAGAGGAUGAAAAUUUAAUAAUUUGGAGGAGAAAGUCUAGUAUAUGAAGGGAAAACUCAGGAAGGGGAAUUGAAACAUUAAAAGCAAAAUAGAAAUACUGAAAGGGAAGGAAAUAGUCAAUUAAAUAAAAACCACAUUGGGAAGUAUUGCCAACAGACAAGACCAUGCAGAAGAACGAACAUAAGAGAUGAGAAUACAAAGAGAAGACAGCUAUAUGAACAGACAUAUAUAAGGAGAAAAUUAAGCACGAAUGAUAUUUCCAUGAAGUCUGAGAUGCAUUUAGGAGGGCAUGGUGUAGAAGGUGCAGAGAUAAAAGGAAUAGAUAAUGUUUAAUGAAAUACUAGAAAUGUCUGAAACCCAGCAAAUGAAGUCGAUGUCCGAAUACAACAGGCAUUCACAAUACUGAAUCAAUACACCUAGUAAAGAAAUUCACCAUACUUCAUAGUCAAUAUGUCAGAAAUACAAAGUAAAUACUAUUAGCAUGGUGUGAGAAAUACAUCAGCUCAUCUUGCCAAAGCAGGAAUAGCUAAAUAGAUCAUUUAUCUGUACCCAGAAAAGCAUGAACUGAUAUAUUUGAAGUUCCAAAAGGAACUCUGAAUCAAGAGUGAUAUACCCAGAAAAGUUAACUUUCACAGUUGAUGAAGAAUAUGGAUUUUUCAAGACAAACACAAAUGAAUGUUAUUUAUGGCAGUCAAACCAACAUUGCAGGAUGUUAAAGGAAUACUAUAGAGCACUGGUUCUCAGCUCUCCUGAUGCUAUGACCUCUUGGUGACCAAUAACUAUAAAAUUAUUUCAUUGCUACUUCA